This is a messenger RNA of Salvelinus fontinalis (brook trout), 14682 nucleotides long. Its product is annotated as protein mono-ADP-ribosyltransferase PARP14-like. Gene Ontology annotation, molecular function: NAD+ poly-ADP-ribosyltransferase activity; transcription corepressor activity. The record is from RefSeq and is a predicted model, not a curated record. Gene Ontology annotation, cellular component: cytoplasm; nucleus. NCBI's taxonomy places the organism in Eukaryota, Metazoa, Chordata, Actinopteri, Salmoniformes, Salmonidae. The transcript is spliced from 21 exons. Bases 4195 to 9918 code for a protein of 1907 amino acids. Gene Ontology annotation, biological process: negative regulation of gene expression.
CAGGGCCAGACUCUCUGCCACAUAGUAGACAAAAAUUAUAUUUUCUUCUCUGCUUAACCAUGUUGAAUACUGCACUCACAAAUCAAAUCAAAUGUUAUUUGUCACAUACACAUGGUUAACAAAUGUUAAUGCGAGUGUAGCGAAAUGCUUGUGCUUCUAGUUCCGACCAUGCAGUAAUAUCUAACAAGUAAUCUAACAAUUUCACAAUGAGUGAUGGCCGAACGGCAUAGGCAAGAUGCAGUAGAUGGUAUAGAGUACAGUAUAUACAUAUGAGAUGAGUAAUGUAGGGUAUGUAAACAUUAUAUAAAGUGGCAUUGUUUAAAGUGGCUAGUGAUACAUUUAUUACAUCAAUUUUUCCAUUAUUAAAGUGGCUAGAGUUGAGUCAGUAUGUUGGCAGCAGCCACUCAAUGUUAGUGAUGGCUGUUUAACAGUCUGAUGGCCUUGUCACGCCCUGGCCUUUGUUAUCUUUGUUUUCUGUAAUAGUUUGGUUAGGUCAGGGUGUGACAGGGGGGAUGUUUGUGUGUUUUUGUCUCGUCUUGGGUGGUUGUAUGGUAUAGGGGGUUUAGGUAGAGUAGAUGGGUUUGUGUUUGAGUGUAGGUGUCUAGGUAUGUCUAUGGUUGCCUGAAUGGUUCUUAAUCAGAGACAGCUGUCAUUCAUUGUCUCUGAUUGGGAGCCAUAUUUAAGGCAGCCAUAGGCAGUAGGCUUUUGUGGGUAGUUGUCUAUGUCUAUGUUGCAUGUGUGCACGUAGUUUGAUUAGCUUCAAGGUUGUUUUUGUAAGUGUUUGUCUUCAUUAAAGAAGAUGUAUUCAUAUCCCGCUGCGCCUUGGUCCUCUCUUCAAAGUUACGACGAUCGUGACAGGCCUUGAGAUAGAAGCUGUUUUUCAGUCUCUCGGUCCCCGCUUUGAUGCACCUGUACUGACCUCGCCUUCUGGAUGAUAGCGGGGUGAGCAGGCAGUAGCUCGGGUGGUUGAUGUCCUUGAUGAUCUUUUUGGCCUUCCUGUGACAUUGGGUGGUGUAGGUGUCCUGGAGGACAGGUAGUUUGCCCCCGGUGAUGCGUUGUUCAGACCUCAGGUGCAGACCUUCUUCACCACGCUGUCUGUGUCUGUGGACCAUUUCCGUUUGUCCGUGAUGUGUACGCCGAGGAACUUAACUUUACACCUUCUCCACUACUGUCCCGUCAAUGUGGAUAGGGGGGUGCUCCCUGCUGUUUCCUGAAGUCCACGAUCAUCUCCUUUGUUUUGUUGACAUUGAGUGUGAGGUUAUUUUCCUGACACCACACUCCGGGGGCCCUCACCUCCUCCCUGUAGGCAGUGUCGUCGUUGUUGGUAAUCAAGCCUACCACUGUAGUGUCGUCUGCAAACUUGAUGAUUGAGUUGGAGGCGUGCAUGGCCACGCAGUCAUGUGUGAACAGGGAGUACAGGAGAGGGCUCAGCACACUCCCUUGUGCGCACCCCAGUGUUGAGGAUCAGCGGGGUGGAGAUGUUGUUUCCUACCCUCACCACCUGGGGGCGGCCCGUCAGGAAGUCCAGGACCCAGUUGCACAGGGCGGGGUCAAGACCCAGGGUCUCGAGCUUAAUGACGAGUUUGGAGGGUACUAUGGUGUUAUAUGCUGAGCUGUAGUCGAUGAACAUCAUUCUCACGUAGGUAUUCCUCUUGUCCAGAUGGGUUAAGGCAGUGUGAGUGAAUAUGCACACACACACACCCUAAUGAUUAAUAGAAUAGAUCUACUGUACCUCCAGUGUUGAGGAAGGUGAUUUUUCCUUUCCCAGAGUACAUGUCAUAGUCCAACCUCUCCACCUCCCCUCCCCCUCAACUGGGCUUGGAGAAGAUAAUCUCCAAACAAUCUCUCAUUUGCUCCUCAGGCAUUGGGAAGGGGGGGGGGGACAUUGGAGAAGUUGACUGUCUUUGUGGAGACAUCAAGGUGCACCUGCACAGCGACAGCCACAAACCUUGUUCACAGUGUGCCACCUUGUCAACAGUACAGCACUAAAUCAGCCAUAAUAUAAGUAAUGGUGGACAAAUUUUCUUGAACGUACCCCUAACUCCUAACUCAAAGUAGAUUGGAACAUGCCGUUACACUUUGCAGUAAAGACGGUUAUUCCCUAGCCUAGCACACACACAGACUCCUUGGUAAAUGAAAUCAUUAUCAGGUGUAGGAGAUUGUCUUUUAAGGGCCACUAAACACACCGAUUGGCACGUGUGUUUGUCUGUUGCUCAUUAGAAAAAUGAGAUUUCAGUUUUGGAGGUGUGUUUCAUCCCCAUUUGGUUAUUGACGUUUGUCCCCCAUGAGACACUGUAGGCACGGAAGCCUAUUUCACUUCCUCAAAAUAACCAUAAUGAUGUUUUUGCCAAGGAUGUUUUAGUUUUACAUCUAACUAAGGUGUUUGGUACAAUAUUUCUCAAGUCAGAAAAUGUGCAACGUUUUGUCUUAUGAAAACAAAGUUGGAGGUGCUGGUCAGGUGUGUCUCACUGUCUAUGCUAUUGGAUAGAGCAACCACCGCAGCUGUUCACCCCAUGUUAGUGGGCAAAUGGACAUCAUCAAAUCAAAACCCAAGCUUCAUUUACCCGUUGUGACGCACAGAUGUUCCAAACUCAGUUUUAGAAGAGACUGACUUUAUGACCAAAAGUUAACCUAUUUACACUUUUUAGUCAAUUUUGACAGUAGAAUAACUGUUUCUGACUCGAAUCGAUGCCACAUAGUCAAUUUUCAAAGGGAUUUGUUGCUUUUUAAAGGCAGUCACUCUUUAAUGUCUUCAAGGUACUUAAUUAUAACAUUAAUUGCGUGAACUACUGUACCUCAAACUUGACAGAGGGGUCCAGUGUAAGGCUUUUAGGCUUCACAUACACCUUGUCUUUGUCACAGGACACAGUGCACUUGGCCAUCUUCAGGAUCUGGGCUGCCACUAGGGAAAAAAGGGGAAUCCCAGUAUUACACAUACAAUGAACAUAGAUAACUCUGGAAUAGGAUCAAAUCUGAUUUGUACAGUACAUUACUAUACAUGAAUUUGUCCUUUAUCAAGCCACAAAAGUAAGUGAUCUAGCCUAUUAUAUAUCAAAGGCUAAUCCAAAAUGAGAAGACAUGGUCCCUUUGUCUGUUCAUAUCUGUACCUUUUUCCUUGAUGCACUGACCGCUGUCAUCGCUGCCCUCGUUCUCCUUACUGGUAAACUUCACUUUCUUCUCAGGGAUCUGGGCAUAGAUCUGAAGCCAGCAGAGUCAAUACUGUGAGUGUUUGUUUCUUUUUAGUCCCCUCAUAUUAAGUUCAUAUCAAAGCAAUCUGUUGUUACAGCCUGCCGGUCAAAUUGACAGAGGGGUGGACAUUCUGAACCUUGUUCGAAGUCAGUUAUUUUUGUAGGAGCUAUUGAAAAACACAUAAAAAUUGCGUGAGAUGAAAAUAGACACACUAAAAGGUCUGCAAUGUGUAGGCCCGUUGAGUGUACAUUCUGAACCUUGUUUGAAGUCAUUAGGUCACAUGAACAAGGAGCUAUUGAAAUUUUGAAUUUUUAAACAUUUAUGUAAAAACGUGUGAGAUGAAAAUGGACAAACUAAGGGGUGUGCAAUGUGUAGGCCCACUGAGUGGACAUUCUGAACCUUGUUUGAGUCAAAUAGGUCACAUGACCAAGGAGCUAUUGAAAUUCGAAUGUAAAAAAGUUUAAACAUUGUUUAGGCUCCCUAACUAAUUCAUCUAGGAAUACAAAAUGCUGCUCACAUUUCCACAUGUUUAUUAGCUUUGGAAAGCGAAUGAAUGUCCAAAUCGUGAAAAUAAGACCUGUUCAAUCUUGUGCGCAAUUUUUCCAAUAUCAUGACACUUAUUUGGAGUCUGUGACUCAAGUGGUUUGAAAGCGCGAAUAUCCGUCGAAUAUCCCAUUUGAAAUUGGCUUUACCUCAGUGGAGAACCGAUUCUCUUUCUUGUUCAGUAAUAAUUCCAAGUUCCUCGAAGUCACGAGGUUAAAAUCAAAAGUGAAAGUUAUUUUAUGCACUAUACAGGGCGCAACCAUCAGGGCUCAACACAACAUAUUAGUACGGGUUUUCCAUGAUAACCGAAGUGUUUUAAGUGUCGAAUUUCAGAAUCGUCUUUCCCCUGAGACACGAACUGUCACUUCAACAGGACAGGUGAGCAAUCAAAGUUUCUGAAAUAAGAGUCAUACAAAUAUGAUCAUGUUUCAAUCAAUAUAGGUCGACCUAAUUGUCUGAAUAAUGACGGAAAAAACAGUGAUUUUGGAGGGUCUGCCAGACGACCUAGACAAAAUUAGAUCCAAGUUGGAUUUAUACUUCAAAAACAAAAGAAGGUCUGGAGGAGAGGUAUUACAAAUUCAAGACUAUCCUGGGGACAAGAAGAAGGCUCUGCUCGUUUACCUCGAAGAUGCAUCUCUGCAGAAAGUGUUGGCUAAAAGAGAUCAUAAGAUAGAUUUUAAAAAACCCAUUGGGGUGGUUGAGCUUCAAGUGAAACUGAAAGAGAAUGGCGGUGAAACAAAAGUGAAGAAUAUUAAACCACCUCUCUUACCAAAAAGAGACAAUCUGACUCUUGUGGGGAAAUCUGCACUCAACACCAAAGAGACGCAGCCAGUGUCAGAUAGUCAAGCAGAUUCAGUGGAGGAUAAGGAUAUUAAAGCAGACACAUAUACACUGCUUGUUAGAACCACCAAGGAACUCGAAAAGGAGCUCCUUAAAUUGUAUUUUGACCAGUUUGCAUCGGAAGAAGAAGGGGUCAGCAUUACAAGACAUGGCAAGAAUAGCUGGAUCCUCAAACUGUCCUUUCAGUCAGAUGCAGAGAAAGUCCUUGCCAAGAAGGAGCAUCAGUAUGGCAUUUCUGUGGAGGUGUACAAUGAGACUGCUGUGGAAGGGAAACUGGACAACAGGCGCUUCGUCCUGACUGGGUUUAAUGAGAGCUGCAAGUGCGACAUCAUCUCUCUGUUCAUCGGCAGCUGCAGCCAAGGGGCUGAGCAUGCUUGGGAGACCAUGGACGAUGGAGACAGAGUAGUGGUCAGCUUCAAACAGAACAUUGACAUAAAGUCCUUCCUUAGGAAAUGUGCAUCAAAGAAGUUCCAGGGCAUGGAGAUCGGGGCGUGUCGUUUAGAGCUGACAGACUCUGUGCUUGUCCAGGGAGACAUGAGCCAAAUCAAAGGAGGAGUGGAGGAGGCCCUCAAUCUCUACUUCUCCAGCAAAAGGAGCAAAGGAGGAGAUAUCAAGUCCCAGAUCUGGGUUACCAAGGGCAAGAGCAUGGUCAUCACCUUUGAAGACUGUCAUGUUGCCUAUCAGGUGGCGGAACACAAGCAUCAUUUCGGUGGGGUGGACCUCAUAGCUCAGCUAUUCUACUCCAGUCUGCAGAAGGCGUUAACAGGGCAAACAGCUCCCCAAUCAGACAUCCCUUCUAACAUAGCCCUUUGUCUCAGUUCAGCACUUUUCGACUUCAUUAAAUGUGAUGAAGCCCGCAAGCAGGAUUUAACAACUGGACUACGUAAGGUCAAUGCUAGCAUCUCCUUCAAUAUGAUCACAGAACCCCCACAGAUGGAGCUGGACAUGACCAUGGAGAAGGAGUCCUUGGGCAUGCUCAGACUGGGCCCUAAAUGGGGAAGAAUUGCCCGGAGAGAGGCUCUGGCCUUGCUAGAGAAAUACAAAGAGGUUCAGCUGCCCACAGCGGUGGAGGUCUGGGAAAGGGUUGAGAAUAGUUGUCUUGGUCUCAAAUCCUCUGAUGCCAGCAUCUCUUACAAGAAGAGCAAUGGUGAGAUUGUGGUGGUAGGAGUGCAGAAUGAGGUGAAGACCCUUGUGGAGAAGAUUGAGCACAUGGUGAAGAAGGUCAGUGAUGAGCUUCAGAUGGAGAGGAACACAAUAGUAAGAAAAAUCUCACUGCACUCCAAAGAGAAGUUUGAGAUCAUCUGGGAUAUUGUCUCUGGCAAACUAGUGGACGUGGAGUUUUCCAAAGAUGAAGAAAGCUUCAUCAUAUGUCUAAAGGGUUUGGAGAACAAGGUGAGUACCGCAGAAGGUGUUGUCCAUGAGGCAAUGGGGAAUGUUGAAACCAGACUGCUUAAUGUAUCAGUGCCUAUGAUGGAGUUCUUGAAAUCUCUGGACCUGAAGAAGUUUGAGAGGAAGCAUUUUGCCCAGAACCACAUAUCAUCUGUAUUCCUCCUUGGUGAUGGUUCCAUCCAGAUCCUUGCAGAAAGAGCUGACAUCCAGAGAGCUGAAGACACAUUACAUGAGGUCAUCAAAGAGGAGGUCAUCAAACUCACACCAGACCAAGCCCAUGUGACCAAUGGCGAACAAUGGACACAGUUCUUUGCCAUACUUAAUGGCGACCUCAAAUUCACCAAGAACAACCACAAUGUCAGCAUCUCAGUAACACAGGAGAAGAUUGGAGUCUGUGGAUUCUCCAGUGUGGUGGCAGAUGUGGCAGGGAAGUUGAGGGGAUACCUGGACAACAAGAAGCCGGAAACAGUGGAUGUCUCUCUCAAAUCAGUCCAGGAAGUAGAGUUUGUGGCCUCUUGCAUGAACCUCUCAGAGGUCCCUGAAAUCAAGGUUCUGGGCGUGACUAUACUGCCAUGCAAAACACUAGGAUCUCCUUGUCUGAAGAUCACGGCAGCGAGUGAUAAAAUCAAAGAGGCUGUAGAUGCAGUGAAACAGCAGGUCAGUACAAUUACAACGGAGAGGUACACAUACUCCAAAGCCGGAGAGUCCAAAGUCCUAGAGAAAAACCAAGUGGAUCUGCAGUCUAAGUUCAAGGAUUUAGGGUGCAAACUCUACCUAUCACCAGUGAUUACCCACUGUCAGAAAUACAGAUACAACAUUGAAGGUUGCUUCACUUUAACUGUUGGUCAGGGUAACAUCUCCGAACAUGCUGCAGAUGCUUUGAUCUGCCCUCUGAGCAGCAGUCUGUCCUUUGAUACUCCGAUCGCCAAGCAGUUCCUUCGGAUUGGUGGGCCUGAUAUCAGGAAGGUGUUUGACAAGUUCCUGAAGGAGAGGCAGACUCUACAGCCAGGAGAUGUGGUCUUGUCCAACCCAGGCACCCUUGGAGCUCAGCACCUCAUCUAUGCAGUGAUUCCAGUAUGGGAGAAGGACACCUCAACUCUAAAAAAUAUCAAUCUACAGUUGACGGUCCAGAACAGUUUACUGAAUGCAGACAUCAAGAAGUGUGUCUCCAUUUGUAUGCCAGCGAUGGGGUCUGGUACCUUUGGUUUUCCCGACACAGAGAGCUGUGCAGCAGUUAUCAAGGGAGUCCUCGGUUUCAUUAAACAGAAACCCCAACACCUGAGGAACAUAUUUGUGAUAGACUCCGAUGCCAAGAUAGUGGGGGAGUUCCAGUCAGCCAUUAAAGGAGAGGGUUAUGGUCGACAACAAAUAACCAACAAAACAGCAACAGGCACAACUCCAACUGCUCCCUCUGCAGCCACUGCCCCACAUAACACACAUCCACCACCAGCCCUAGUGGCUAAGCCAGGCUCAGACAUCAAAGUGAUUAUUAGUGGAGUGUCAGUGAUCCUGAAGAAGGGAGACAUCACCAAAGAGACAGUGGAUGUCAUAGUGAAUUCCAACAACCAUCAUCUGAAUCAUAAUUCUGGUGUGUCUGGAGCCAUCCUAAAGGAAGCUGGGAAAUCAGUAGUGGAUGAAUGCAGAACAAGGGUACAAUCACUUGGUGUCCUGAAGGACGAUGAUGUUGUGCUCUCAUGUGGUGGGAAACUGAACUGUAAGAACAUAGCUCAGAUAGUUGGGCCCAAGAAUGCUGCAGAUAUCACUACCUCCAUAGAGAAGGUCCUUAAUCUGUGUGAGCACAGGAAGGCAGUCACAGUGUCCAUUCCUACUAUUGGCACAGGGAAAGGUGGGAUUGAGCCCAAAGAUUCCAUCAAGGCCAUACUAAAAGGACUGGAGAGCCACAUAUCACAGAUGCCUUCAUCCAGCAUCAAAAUCAUCUUCAUAGUGGCCUUUGAGCAAAAGAUCUUUGACCUCUUGAGAGAUUACUUCAACGAAAGGAACCUGGGCCCACACAAAAUCGAGCAGGACAAAGAUGAUCUUUGUAGUGAUGAUGAUGAUGAUGAUGAUGAUGAUGACAGUGACUCUGAUGAUGAUGACACCAGCUCUGGGGAAGGAGACGGCAGCCUUGGCCAGACAGGAAAGACCAUUGAAGCAAUAAUUGGGCCAGUGAAGGUCAAGGUGGUAUGUGGGGACAUCACUAAGGAGAAAACAGACGCCAUCGUCAGCAGUACAAACUCAAGCCUCAAUCUGAACUCAGGUGUUUCAGGAGCCAUUCUAAAAGCAGCUGGACAGUCGGUUGUGGACGAGUGCAAAGCUUUAGGGACCCAACCCAAUGAUGGUGUUGUCAUGACCAAACCUGGAAACAUCCAGGCCAAGCACAUCAUUCACAUGGUGGGGCAGACCAAGGAGAAGGAGAUCACCAGCUCCAUGCUCAAGGUGUUGAAGAUGUGUGAAGACAAGAAAAUCCAGUCGGUCUCUAUUCCAGCACUUGGAACAGGUGCUGGUAACUUGGGAGCAGUGGAGGUUGGGAAUGCAAUGUUGCACGCAAUAACUGAGCUACAGAAAACCAUCGGAACCCCAUCAGUUAAAACGAUUCACAUUGUUAUAUUCCAAACCAAGAUGAUGAAGGACUUUGAUGAGGUUAUGAAAAACUUCAAAAAGGUGACACCCAAGACUGCUGCCAAAAAGUUAUCAAAAACGGUCCAAAAAAACACACCAGCCCAGCCUGCUCCUACCAAACCAGCCCUGUGUUUGGCCAGCGCCACAGCAGCGGUGGUCUUCCCCAGUAUGGAGGCCGAGGUGUACGGGCCUUCCCCUGCCAGCCUGGCUCAGGUGAAGAAACUUCUGGACGAGCUGGUCUCUGAGGAGUGCGUUAGCCAGGACCUGCCCUCCAGCCACCUGCCCCUGCUGCUGGAGCCGCAGAAACAGGCCAUCGUGGCCCUGAGCCAGAAUAACCAGGUCCGUGUCCUGGUAACAUCCCCAAACAAAGUCACUGUCUCUGGGAAGAAAGACGACGUUUUUUCCGCUGUCCUCCAGAUUAGGGACUAUCUGCUGGGGGCGAGGGACAGGGAUAACCGGGAGGGAGAGGAGAAGAGGAUGAGGGAGACGGUGCGCUGGGAGGCCGGAGAGGGAGAGUCCUGGGGAGAGCUGGAUCAGAGUCUCAGCUAUGACCUGGAGCUGGCCUGCCACAGGAAAGACAAGAGUUUUAAAUAUAACCACCAGGGGGAGACAUUCACUGUUGAUCUGAGCGGAAUGCAGCAGACUGACAGCAAAGGGACAAUCACCAGGGUCAAAAGGAGCCUUGUGGCAGAUUCUGACACAGCUGUCAUUCAGUUCCCACGUAGCUGGACCAGAAUGGACAGCAAGGAUCUGGAGAUAGUCACACUGGCUCCUAACUCAGGGGAGUACCAGAGCAUAGAGAAGGAAUUUGUUGCAACCUCCAAGAAACCAAAUACUAAAACACAAUCAACCGUUCAGAUUGUCCAGAUCCAGAGGAUUCAGAGCAAGGACCAGUGGCAGAGGUACGCAGUGAAGAAACAGGCGUUGGAUAAGAAGUAUCCUAAAAACAAGAAUGAGCUGAACCUUUACCAUGGCACCACCAAAGACAUCUGUCAGAAAAUCAAUGCCUGUGGUUUCAAUAGGAGCUUCUGUGGGAGAAACGCUACUGUUUACGGGGAUGGGACCUACUUUGCCAAAGAGACGUGGUACUCGUGCCAUGAUGCCUACUCCAACCCAGACGCCAGUGGGCUUAAGUACAUGUACCGUGCCAGGGUGCUAGUGGGUAACCCCUGCCUAGGGGUGCGGGGCAUGAAGGAGCCGAACCCUCUGAACCCUACUGAUCUCCAUCAGGGCCUGCAUGACUGUGCUGUCAAUGACCUGCAGAAUCCCUUUAUUUAUGUGGUGUUCUGGGAUGCAGGGGCCUACCCUGACUACCUCAUCAGCUUCAAGACUGUAUGAGAGAGAGGCGCCUGUUGGACUUUUUUUUAAAGAAUACAGCACUGAAACGCCAAUAAUGCAAAAUGUAACAUUUGCACUCUAUAAACUGUAGAAACUGCACUAUAUAUACAAAAGUAUGUGGACACCCCUUCAAAUUAGUAGAUUUGCACUUUCAGCCACACCCAUUGCUAGCAGGUGUAUAAAAUCGGGCACACAGCCAUGCAAUCUCCAUAGACAAACAUUGGCAGUAGAAUGGCUUUACUCAAGAGCUUAGUGACUUUCAAUGUGGCACCAUCAUAGGAUGCCACCUUUCCAACAAGUCAGUUAUUAACAUUUCUGCCCUGCUAGAGCUGUUCCGGUCAACUGUUAGUGCUGCUUAUUGUGAAGUGAAAAUACCUAGGAGCAACAACGGCUCACCCGCCAAACAAACAAGGCCAAACAAAUUCACAGAACGAGACCGCCGAGCGCUGUAGCGCGUAGCAUGCAAAAAUGGUCUGUUCUUGGUAGCAACACUCACUACCGAGUUCCAAUCUGCCUUUGGAAGCAAUGUCAGCACAAUAACUGUUUGUCGGGAGCUUCAUGAAAUGGAUUUCCAUGGCCGAGCAGCCGCACACAAGCCUAAGAUCACCAUGCUCAAUACCGAGCAUCAGCUAGAGUGGUGUUAAGCUCGCCGCCAUUGGACUCUGGAUCAGUGGAAACGCAUUCUCUGGAGUGAUGAAUCACGCUUCACCAACUGGCAUUCCGACGGACGAAUCUGGGUUUGGCAGAUGCCAGGAGAACGCUACCUGCCCCAAUGCAUAGUGACAACUGUAAAGUUUGGUGGAGGAGAAAUAAUGGUCUGGGGCUGUUUUUCAUGCUAGGCUAGGCCCCUUUGUUACAGUGAAGGGAAAUCUUAACACUACAGCAUACAAUGACAUUUUAGACGAUUCUAUACUUCCAACUUUGUGGAAACAGUUUGGGAAAGGCCAUUAACUUUUUCUGCAUGACAAUGCCCCUGUGCACAAAGCGAGGUCCAUACAGAAAUGGUUUGUUGAGAUCGGUGUGGAAGAACUUGACUGGCCUGAACAGAGCCCUGACCUCAACUCCAUCGAACACGUUUGGGAUGAAUUGGAAUGUGACUGCGAGCCAGGCCUAAUUGCCCAACAUCAGUGCCUGACCACACUAAUGCUCAUUUGGCUGAAUGGAAGCAAGUCCCUGCAGCAAUAUUCCAACAUCUAGUGGAAAGCCUUCCCAGAAGAGUGGAUGCUGUUAUAGCAGCAAGGGGGGACCAACUCCAUAUUAAUGCCCAGUGUUGUCGUACUCAAGACCUGUCUCAGUCUUGAGUCCGGUCUGGAGAUCACAUAUUGAGUGUCUUGGUCUUGUCUCGCUGUCGGUCUUGUCUCAGACAGUGAGGACUAGUAAUGUCUUCUCAAGACCAGAAAAAUGUUUGCAGUCAGAGUGCAGUAUAACUGUAGAUAGAGCCAGUAUAACUCCAGUAUACUGCAAAUACUGCGUCCAAAAUAAGUUUUUUUUUACUGCAGUAAUUUUGCAUUGUGACUGCAGUUACAGUGCACUAUAACGGCAGUAUUCUGCAAUUACUGCGUCCGAAAUACCAGUCGACUGCAUUUUCAAAACUGCUAUCUUUUAAAACUGCUAAAAAACGAAUUAUCAGCUUCCAUUCAGUCAGCACAUAAAACCGCAUAGCCAGGCCAAAUAUAUACACAUCUUUCUUGAAACUUUAAUAUCUUUACAUGAUCUAUUAGAGACAUGUUUGUGCAGCUGUGAACCUAUAGGCAGGCCUUCAGUGUGUGACUGGUUUGUGAUUCUGAAAGGCCAGCAACCGUAAUAACAGCACAUUCAUGUAGGAGAGUGCACUUUUUGUAAAACACAAAGGACCAGUGGUGUAGUGGAGGGUAUACGCAGGUAUAAACCAUAUAACCACUUUUUUAUAUUCACUUCUUAUUCCCUAAUGAUGUGUAGAGGAGGUAUGAUUCAUCAAUUAUGUAGUACAAUAGAGAAAUCAUGCACAAAGUAGCCUACACAAUCGCAAAGCACGUGAAAUAAAUGCACAUGCGUGCUGCUCAUAUAGCCUAGUUUCAGCGGAAUAUCAUCUGCAGGCAGCAGAAGUGUGCAGCACUCAAUUGGAUUUGAAAUGGAGCAGCUCACAGAAGAAUGACAUCGGUAGCCGGUAAAGUAAGAAAGACGGUUCAAUUUAUGAUAUCUACCAGUAAAUUACUCGUUGGUUAUUACUGCAUUGUCGGAACUAGAAGCACAAGCAUUUCGCUACACUUGCAUUAACAUCUGCUAACCAUGUGUAUGUGACAAAUAAAAUUUGAUUUGAUUGUAAAUGCUAACUAAGGCAACAACGGGUACGCAAACCAUGUGUUCACAAAAUUUACCCCGAUGUGUUUACUUAGGAGGCUAUUUGUGAUGCUCAAUUGUCAUCAUGCGCUGUUUGCAUCCGGGGCGUAGACACCCACUGUAGAGCUAGUACCUGGCAGGGCCGUCCAAUCAGAUUGAUGUUGUUUAAGCAUUGUUGUUGACCUUUUUUUAUUUUUUCAAUUAAAAUAGUGUGAUUUUGAGAGUGAAUAUCUGAUAAAUCUAUAGGAAAACAUAGGAUUUUUCAUACAGUGUUCCUUUCCUUCGCUGGGCAGGUCGUUUGGAAACUUUUUGGCAAAAUUAGAGUAUACCCACUUCUCCAGGCACCACUGCAUAGGGCCGAUGGAAAGACAGCAGUCACACACAGUAUGAUGUUAAAGGAUAAGCAGUCCAUGAACUCAGAUAUAAUAAGCCUGUAGGUCUUAAUCAUAAGAAUACAAAAACACAACCAUUCAUCAAUCACAUUUAUUUAUCAAGCCCUUUUUACAUCAGCAGAUGUCACAAAGUGCUAUACAGAAACCCAGCCUAAAACCUCAAACAGCAAACAAUGCAUAUGUAGAAGCACGGUGGCUUGGAAAAACUCCCUAGAAAGACAGGAACCUAGGAAAAAACCUGGAGAGGAACCAGGCUCUGAGGGGUGGCCAGUCCUCUUCUGGCUGUGCCGGGUGGAUAUUAUAAGUGUACAUGGUCAUUAAAAAGGCCAGAUUGUUCUUCAAGAUGUUCAAAUGUUCAUAGAUGACCAGCAGGGUCAAAUAAUAAUCACAGCAUUUCCCAAUCGAAAUGUAUAUUCCUUCCCAUUGCAAAAAACAUUUCACGUUUAGCACACAAAGUAACCAGUGACCUAAAGUUUAAAGUGAAGCUGACAGUGUUUUAACUACUUUGCAGAUAUGAACAAACAGACCAUCAUAAUAUAAUACCUGUCAAAAUAUAAAUUUCUGCUACAAAUAUCAAGUUAUGCUACAAAACCAUCUUCAUAAGAGGUUUUAAAAAUAGGUUAUAUUUGACUCAAUGUUCCAUGAUGUACACUAAGGCAUUGUUGGCAGAAUAGAUGGAGGCAGUUCAAUGCAUAAUUAAUAUAAUCCACCAAUACAUUUCUUGGUAGUCCAAAAAAUAUUGCUAUCAGGUUGUAAAUCACAGCUGACCUGGUACAUUGUUUCAAUUUCAAUGACUCAAUAUUCUAGAAGGCCCAUUGUUCCCCACUGUGUUUGGGUUGGUAAUAAUUUGUAGUGGCUUUAUUUUACUUCAGCAUGCAUUCUUUUCACUAUUCUGAACAUCUAAAGAAUCCAUAUGUUCUGAAAUAUGAACACUGAAAUACUGGACAUUUUGAACUCUUGUUAUGGUAAUGAUUUGUCAAAAUUACAAUCAUGGCCUCAGUCUUGACUCGGUAUCGAACCCCUUGUCCCGAUCUCGGUCUUGACUCGGUCUCGGACCCCUUGUACCCCUCCCAAUCUCGGUCUUGACUCGGUCCCGAACCCCUUGUCCCCCUCCCGAUCUCGGUCUUGACUCGGUCUCGGACCUCUUGUCCCCCUCCCGAUCUCGGUCUUGACUCGGUCUCGGACCCCUUGUCCCCCUCCCAAUCUCGGUCUUGACUCGGUCCCGAACCCCUUGUCCCCCUCCCGAUCUCGGUCUUGACUCGGUCUCGGACCCCUUGUCCCCCUCCCAAUCUCGGUCUUGACUCGGACUCGAUUUGCCCGGUCUUGAAUCGGUCUUGCUUUAGGUGGUCUUGAACACAACACUGUUAAUGCCCAUGAUAUUGGAAUGAGAUGUUCGACAAGCAGGUGUCCCACAUACAUUUGGUCAUGUAGUGUAGUUUAGUGGUAAAUAGUAGGCCUAAUGCCUUAACAUUAUAUUGUAUUGAUUUUCCUGUGAGGGUUCACUAAAAGCUGCCUUUGUUUGGCACAGAAAAGCUGUGAACUGUACACUAUUAUGUUUAGUUUGGUUUUGAAAUUCUGACAAUACCCAUGUCAAAAUAAGUAUUCUGGCUUUUAUGUCUCAAAUCAAUAUAAUCUCUGCAAAUCACGAAGUGCCUCUUCUAACCUGUCCAAGUGCAGCCAAAUAGUGUGGCUCAGUAGGUAGGGCAUGGCACUUUGUGGGUUUGAUGCCCACGGGUAACCAGUAUUAAAAAGUAUGAAGUAUGCACUCACUAUAAGAUGCUCUGGAUAAGAGUGUCUGCUAAAUGACUAAAAUGGAAAUGCAUAACUUAAUGUCCUGUCUUUACCCAAAUAAUGUUCUCAGGGUGUUCGUAUAUACUGUUUUCACAAAGUCUUCACAGUCCUAGACUUUUUCCACAUUUUGUUGUUACAGCCUGAAUUUAAAAUGGUUUAAAUUGAGAUUGUGUCACUGGCCUACACACAGUACCCCAUAAUGUCAAAGUGGAAUUAUGUUUUGACAAAUUUUAACAAAUGUAUUAAAAAUGAAAAGCUGAAA